UAUAUCUAGAAUCUAAAAUAUUUGAAAUGGAAGACGAUUAUGAUAUUUACGGUGAUUUGGAUAAAUUUGAGUCCCAAACGGAUAACAAGGCGAUAAAAGAACUGAACACUCAAAUCGAGGAACUAAAGGAACAACAAUCGGAGAAGGAACGAGAAAAGCGGGAGCUAGCUAAAAAGAAUGCUAUUUUGCUGGAAAAUAUAUCUUCGUUACUGCUUACUGCGAAGGCGGAAUUAAAACGGAAGGAUGCUUUGAUAGCGGAUGUCCGCCGAGAGAGGGAUAACACCGUGUUCCGAAGAGGUAAUAAGAACGUACGAAAACAUGACCAGUGGACACAGACGACACUAAUUCGUAUCGAUCGAGAGGUACAGACAGAACGGCGGGAAGAACAACGGAAUUUUAAAGACUCAACUUUGAUGACGAGAAGGGACCGAAGACGCGAGCGAAGUGUGUCUCGGCAAAGGGAACUAGGCAGAGACAGGAGACAGAUCAGAGCGAAGUCUCGUUCGGUGGAUGUGUUUAUAAAACCGAAACCAGUGAACCGAUGGGAUGGACGUAGUAAAGCUCAACAAUGUUCGCUCGAUCGCAAUCGCGAACGCCAGCGGGACAGAGAACGAAGAGCCCGUCGAGCCAUCCGUACGCCAGAGCUGGAGAGUAGCAAACAUUCGGCUGUGCGGUUCCGAAGUCCGGUACGGGUUAAAGAUAAGGACGUUGGUGUUGGUCAGUCGGAGUCCUGCAACGAACUGACGAGCACUUUUAUUCCGAUGAAUCAACGAGAGUUGGACCGUUUUGUUAAGGAAAUUGGUCGUAAAGAGAAUCGAGUUCCUGCUGGUGACAUAACAAAAGAAGCUGAAAGACUGUCGAAAAAGGUCUCGAAGAAACGCACGAAAUUAGAAUCGUCAGGGGAUAUAAUUCAGUCCGAUGAAAUCGGAACGACUGCACAGAGCGGAAGUGGAGCCUCAAAUGGCUCGCUGGAAGAUCUAGAACAAAAACUAACGGCCCUCCAUGGGGAGUCAACUCCGAAGACUCCCCAGAUUCACUCUUCGGUUAUGCAAACAUCACUGGAACUGCUGGACUAUCUUGGAAAAGGUUGCACUCCACCUCCGUUGCCGCAGUUACCUCCGCCAGUGGUUCCACCUCCACCGGAACCGUCUAUCAUCGAGCAAGUUCCGCAAUAUUCACCUGACGAAGGUCCACAUCUGAAUGAUAGCCGCGAGCUGCGGAUUGUGGAAUCGGAUGAAUUGAUCGGGACGGUUGAGCCAGCCGAACCACAGAUCGAGCGCUUGGUUGUGGUUGAAAGCGAGAUAGAGGAUGGCGAGCUAGUUUCAUCUGAUGAAGAAAAGGUUAUGCAAGGAGUAACGCACAUCGUGUCUAACAAUAAUCAAGAAAAAACGACGCAGGACGGCACAGAUCGUAAAGCUGGAAAGGAUUCUAAACAGAAGACAAAUGACGCCGUAAUAGAUAAGGAAAAGUCUGGUAAAUCUCUUUCAGAGGAGAGAACAUUCACAGCACAGCAAGAUUCAAAAUUCAAAAGCAAAGACUGCAAGCGGCGUUCACGAACGCUGACAGAGCCCUCAUUAGGUAAGGGAGCUCUUUCGAAGCAAGCAAAUCACGGGGAUUUCGUAGGUUCGCACUUGAACCAUCGAACCCAUGACAACAAUCGCAAACAGAAGGCACUGAAAGAUCUAUUCGGCUCGGACGACGAAAAUUCGUUGGGCGACGUUGAGAUUCGGAAGCGAAGAAACAGCAUCGAAUGGAACGGGUCGGAACCCGAUCGUAAGAGGCAGAAGAGAGCAACUACGUCGGGCGAAGCGAAAGUGGUGGAAGUUCAAAUACCUUUAGUGAAAAUUAGCCUGGAUAAAAAGAUGGUUCGACAGGAGAGCCCCACUGAGCGGAAGGCUGAUUUUAGUAACGGAAAAAGAUCUAUCUAUUCCGUCGCACAACCAGGCGAAAAGCAAGCGCUUCUGCGAGAAGAUCAUGCUAGUCAGACGAAAGCUAGUAAAAAAGAUGGUAAAAUAAGGCAUGAAGAGUCGACACAGUGUAAAGAAAAUGGACCUAAAUCUCGACAUGAUCAUGGGCAAAGGGAGAAGAACGUUGCGAGUUCUACUAUUCACAAUGAAAAAGUUGCCCAUCAACGGCAUUCUGAGAGCAAUAAGUGCGACGGGAAAGAAUCAAUCGGUGAACUUAGAAUGAUUGCUAAACGAAGAAUGUCCGCUAAGGUAGAGAAUCGUGAACCAGCUGGAAAGGACAAGCCUGAAAGAAGAAAAUCCCUCCACCAUGAUUUCAAUCAUUUUGAAAAAUAUGCGCAAGAGAAAGUGCGAAAAUCCAUAUUUGAUGCACCCGAGAUUCAGUGCGAAAAAGAAACAGAAAGUCGGCAUCUGUUAGCAAGUGUUAAUAAAUUGGAUAAUGUGAUCGAAACUGUUACAGAAAAUAAGAACAUUAAACAAACUGACCCCAGAAAACGUAGAAGAUCUCGUUGUGACGAUUUUACUGGAAUGCAAUAUGAAACAGAACGCUUGGCAGAGCAAAAAGUUGUAAAUAAUUGUACAGAAAACAAAUCCGCUCAGAACGAAAAAGCCAAACAAGAGCGGAAAUCAAGGAGUAGAGAACCUUCUGCUUCUGCAACAGAGGAACAGGAUACGCAACAAUUAACCGGUAGACAUGCUAUGAUAACCCGACGAAGAAAGUCAAUUUUAGAGGAGAACUGUCUCAGAUAUCGGGAAGAAAGCGCUGAGCGCAUUACUGAAAAGCAUGAAGUUUCACCAAAACAGAAGCCUGAAAGUCAGAGUAUGUUAGCAGAAGUGAAGAAACCUAAAAAUACGAAAGAACCUGUUGUGGAGAGACAGACUGCUAGACACGAUGCAACCGGUAAACUUGAAAGGUCUGAGAAAAACAAUGAUUCCAAUGCAUCUGAACUUGUUCAGCCGGUAGAAACAGUUGACCUUACAGAUGUUGCUGAGCUGGAAAAGUCUACAGUUCAAGAAACAGAGAUUGUGGCAGAGCCGACUGAAGAAAAUUCCUGUGAAUUCAAACAAGAUGAAAGGUUGCUUCAGCAACCUGCCAACAAUCAGGAGAUUUCGCAACCGACUGACCCUAUCCAAGAGAAAUGUUCCGUGGAAGAAGCUGUCAUACAGGAAGAGCAGGUUGAUGAGCAGACCCCAAUGCAGCCAAAGGAAGAUGAUCGUUUAUCGUCAACUUGCAUGACACCCGACGGGCAGAGCGAGCUACAAGCAGAACUAGCACCAUCAACCAUUGCAACAGUUGAAAACGAAAGUCUUCCACAUGCGGGACCACAUGAUUCACCAGUCGAACAGUCGGAUUCCACAGAUUUGAAUGCCCCAGAUAGAACACCUUCAGACAAAGCAGACACCUCGGUUAGUGUAUCAGAGUCCUCCGCCACAAAACAGGAUACAAGCUUCACUGGUCGAUUUAGCGAGUACAGAAUCGCCUUUGAUAACGAAAUAGAAACGACAGUUAUCAUAACUCGAAAGAAGAAAAAGAAAAUCAAAUCUAAGAACACAAGUCUCUAAACGCUAGCGGGACGGAUCGUUGAUAUUACAACAGACGAACACCGUUUACUUGUUACAUAUUAUUAUUAUUAUUAUUUAGGUUCCUUUGUACAUGUCAAUGAUUAGAAAAUAA
Sabethes cyaneus is the source of this 3639-nucleotide messenger RNA. RefSeq lists its product as uncharacterized. Lineage: Eukaryota; Metazoa; Arthropoda; Insecta; Diptera; Culicidae. Bases 27 to 3527 code for a protein of 1166 amino acids. The transcript has 3 exons. The record is from RefSeq and is a predicted model, not a curated record.